AUGCCGACUCAACGACAGGAACAGCAGAGGAAUAAAAUACUGGAAGACCUGCAGAAGAAGCAACAGCUCCUCAAACAGCAGUCAAUUAGCGGCCAGUCGUCGACAGGAGUGGCGAUGGCCUCCAACUCGUCCGCAACGCCGACGCCGUCGUCGACCACCGGUCCGGCCGUCGGACAGACCACUGCCGCCGCACUCGACACGGCCUCCACUUCGGGGCCGAUCUCCUCCUCCCAGAGAUCGGCUCUAAAUCACGCAAACAAUAACUCUUUCGGUUUCUUUAUACCACAAGACUCUUCCUUUGGAAACCUUAUUCUUCCAGUUUUACCACGUUUUUGA
Molecule: messenger RNA, 336 nt
Organism: Medioppia subpectinata
Lineage: Eukaryota; Metazoa; Arthropoda; Arachnida; Sarcoptiformes; Oppiidae
Source: the annotation of a GenBank genome assembly